Messenger RNA from Parnassius apollo (apollo), 85 nucleotides. Lineage: Eukaryota; Metazoa; Arthropoda; Insecta; Lepidoptera; Papilionidae. The record is from the annotation of a GenBank genome assembly.
AUGCACGAAGCAUUAGUAAAUCUAGUUCCAUUUAUAUUCAAAAUGUUUAUCUUGGAUUGGUUCACUGGCGUCCUUGGAUUUUUGG